UGCAUAAUCUCGGCUCCCUCGCCUUGGCGCCGCCGAAAACUCGCGAAUCACAACGCGCCGUCCGCGGAGCCUUCAUUUGCAUACAGCCUCUAUAAGUACCGAGUCCCUUCCGGUAGGCCCCCUGUCCUUCUGCCGCGCUCGCGUCCCGGGUCGGUUUUUUUUGCAGCUCCUGCCACUCGCGCUCCUCGCCAUGCCCGAGCCGGCCAAGUCCGCUCCGGCUCCCAAGAAGGGCUCCAAGAAGGCCGUCACCAAGGCCCAGAAGAAAGACGGCAAGAAGCGCAAGCGCAGCCGCAAGGAGAGCUACUCCAUCUACGUGUACAAGGUGCUCAAGCAGGUCCACCCCGACACGGGCAUCUCGUCCAAGGCCAUGGGCAUCAUGAACUCGUUCGUCAACGACAUCUUCGAGCGCAUCGCAGGCGAGGCGUCCCGCCUGGCGCAUUACAACAAGCGCUCGACCAUCACGUCCCGCGAGAUCCAGACGGCCGUGCGCCUGCUGCUGCCCGGCGAGCUGGCCAAGCACGCCGUGUCCGAGGGCACCAAGGCCGUCACCAAGUACACCAGCUCCAAGUGAGCUCCUCCCGGGACGCCGCGCUCGCUUCCGCGCGGGUCGCCGGCAGCUUCACUCCAAAGGCUCUUUUCAGAGCCACCCACUCUAUCACUGAAAGAAGCUGGUUGGUCCUUACCGAUCUUUAUUAGGGUAUCCACGUAUUUGGCAGCCCAUAUACCAACUUAAUAUUUUGGUCUAAGGCCUGUGCGCUAGCUGGAGGGAAAGUGAAAGUGAAGAGUCGUCUCCCGCGGGAAAUGGCAAUCCGUUCUUUAAGUUGGGUCCAGCUUCACUAACCAGCACGCCACCAGCUAUCCCCUUGAACAUUUAACUUUUGAUAGCGAGAAAAACAGGGGCUUUGUAUUCGAAUGAGAGCUUUCUUGGAAGUACAGGGUCGUGGAGCCAACAGGCAGCGUGGUAGUUGGGGAACCGGAUUCCCACACGGGGGACUGAGGUUAUAAGUCCUGGAAAAUCACCAUGUGCGUAGUCAUGCGCUCCUAAAUCCCAGGAGGAAAAAUGUAGAAGGGAUUUCCGCGUGGCCUUCACCCCCAGGAGAUGAUUUCUCACGUUCUGUCCGUGUCUUGUCUCUCCAGUAAAUAAGCGGGCUUUAUGAUAUUAAAUCAUAACAAAACAAACUUCAAACACAAAAACCACAUGCUCAUAAAAACACAGUUUACUCCUCUAAAGUGACAUUGACAGUGUUUACUGGGAAGCGUGGUAAAGUGUAAAGCAGUGGUUAGUCUAAAUCGAGAUGAUAUCAUGACAGAACUGUAUGUAUUUUAUUUUCUUUUGGGGGGGGAGGCGUUUCUUAUUGGUCGGUGCGCUCGCCAGAAAGAGA
This is a messenger RNA of Tupaia belangeri chinensis (Chinese tree shrew), 1382 nucleotides long. RefSeq names its product histone H2B type 2-E. The record is from RefSeq and is a predicted model, not a curated record. Gene Ontology annotation, molecular function: structural constituent of chromatin; protein heterodimerization activity; DNA binding. Lineage: Eukaryota; Metazoa; Chordata; Mammalia; Scandentia; Tupaiidae. Gene Ontology annotation, cellular component: nucleosome. The transcript has a single exon. The coding region runs from base 191 to 571 and encodes 126 amino acids.